GUAAACUAUAAAAAGCUACUUUCACUUUGACUUCGUCAGGUUUAUAGCGAUAGACCUGGUAGGUUGUAGAUUCAUGUUCCCACAAUCAACAUGAGGCUAGUAGCACUGGCUCUAUGUACACAGCCAUGUUUGAGGGCUCUGCUUCCAUGUGUGGGCACAUCUGUAGUCAGACGGACGAGUCACAACAAAAGGUCAGUGCCACUGUUGGCUGGUCAUGGUUAUAGAAAUUAUGGAAGUCAUGCAGACACACCAGAACGAUUUGAGGAUUACGAAUGGCACAGGAAGUGGAUGGAAAGUGAGUCCAAGAAAGAAAAUCUCCCAGAGUACUAUAAUUUUGCUCGAGAUGCGAUAGACAGAUGGGCAGCCCUAGAACAGACAGGAGUAAGACAGCUGUCCAACCCUGCCUUGUGGAUUACAAAUGAUGAUGGGGAGGACCAAACAUGGAGCUUCCAGGAUCUGUCUAUUCUAUCAAAGAGGACAGCCAAUGUUCUUAUUCACAAAUGUGGCCUUGACCCCGGAGAUAAACUCAUCCUUAUUCUUCCACGAGUCCCAGAGUGGUGGUUCGUCAAUAUUGCAGCAAUAAGAGCAGGUUUGAUAUUGAGUGCAGGUACAGUUUUACUGCGACCAAACGACAUCAAACACCGUGUCCAGUUGUCAGGGGCCAAAUGUAUCAUAGCAGAUCGUCUGUCUGUGGACAACAUAGACAAGAUUGCUGACCAAUGUCCUUCUUUGAAAUCCAAAGUUUUUGUCGGCAGUAAGUCGGAAACAAGGCCUGGUUGGCUGAACUUUGAGGAUGUACUAUCUAAAGCCAGCGAUGAAUUUCAGACAGUUAACUCUAAAUUUGACGAUCCUAUGACUGUGUUUUUCACGAGUGGGACAACAGGGACUCCCAAGAUGGCACAGCACACCCACGGGAGCUAUGGUUAUGGCAACAUCAUUACAGCAAGGUACUUCCUACAGUCAACAGAACACGAUGUGGUGUGGAAUAUGUCUGACACAGGGUGGGCCAAGUCGGCCUGGAGUAGUCUGUUUGCCCCCUGGUUACGAGGCUCCUGUGUGUUUGCCCACCACACAGACAAAUUUGACCCAGAGUUAACACUCAAGAUCCUGGAUACAAAGCCAGCCAUCAGUGUGUUUUGUGCUGCUCCGACCGCUGUAAGGUUCCUAGUCCAGCAGGCACUCAGUCAGUAUAAACACGGAAAGCUUCACUGUGUCAGUGCUGGGGAGCCUUUGAACCCCGAGCUGCUGGAGGAGUGGAAAUCUGGGACUGGACUAGACUUGUACGAGGGCUAUGGUCAGACAGAAACGACAUUUUUGUGUGGCACAUAUCCUAUAAUGGAGAACAGGCCAGGAUCAAUGGGGAAAGCUGCUCCAGGGAUUGACCUCAGGAUUGUUGAUGAUGAAGGGGUAGAAUUACCACCAAAUACUGAGGGCAACAUUGGAAUCAAUACCAACAACUACCGUCCCAUCGGACUCUUCUCUGGCUAUGUGGGAGACCCCGAUCGGACAGCGUCUGUUUUUCAAGGUGGAUACUACUUGACUGGGGAUCGUGCUAAGAUAGACGAGGAUGGAUAUGUGUGGUUCAUUGGACGUGCAGAUGAUGUCAUCCUCACAUCAGGAUAUCGGAUAGGGCCAUUUGAGGUGGAGAGUGCACUUAUAGAACACCCCUCUGUGUUAGAGUCUGCUGUGGUCAGUAGUCCAGAUCCUGUCCGUGGAGAGGUAGUGAAAGCUUUUGUCACAUUGACUAGUGAAUACCAAACUGCUGACCGAAACAAGCUGACCAAAGAACUCCAGGACCAUGUUAAAACUGUGACUGCUCCAUACAAGUAUCCAAGGAAGAUUGAAUUUGUGGACCAGCUGCCCAAAACUGUAAGUGGAAAAAUACGACGUGUGGAAUUACGUGGCAAAGAAUGGGACCACAAACCUGAGAACUGAUGACCAUUAUAUAUUGAGGGACACAUUGAGUUCUCUAGUGGUAGUGAGAUGUGUGAAAUGUUUCAGUUGGUGCAGAUGUUAUAUUUCUUCAUCAUGGGAAAGAAAAAAGGAUGAACAUUAGCAUUUUAUACAGAAUUUUAAAUUAGAAGUAAGUGAAUUCCAAAGUCUUAGUACAUGCAUACAGUAUAAAUACACUAGAGUUCAAUAUUCACAAGAGCUCAAUAUUCACUAGAGUUCAAUAUUCACAAGAGCUCAAUAUUCACAAGAGUUCAAUAUUCACAAGAGCUCAAUAUUCACAAGAGUUCAAUAUUCACAAGAGCUCAAUAUUCACAAGAGUUCAAUAUUCACAAGAGCUCAAUAAUCACAAGAGUUCAAUAUUCACAAGAGUUCAAUAUUCACAAGAGCUCAAUAUUCACAAGAGUUCAAUAUUCACAUGAGCUCGAUAUUAAAAAAAUUGUAGGAGCAAAAGAAGUAUGGAUGUUCGACUGUAUGUGGAAAUUAAAGGCAGUGUUGUAAUUGAGAGUUGUCGAUAGAUUGUAAAUGAGAGAGUACUGAUGACUCUGUCUCAUUAACCUAGAACCACCAUAGAGUGAUGAUAUUUGGCCAAUAAGAAGCCCAUCAAAGUUUAAAAAAGAAAAUUACCUUAAGCUGUAUUCUAGGUCACAGGGUUCAAAUUUGUUAAAACCUUUAAAAAUACUUCUUCUCAUAAACCGAAAGGCCUAUGAUCAUGAUAUCUGGCUGGUGGGUUCCUAGGAUGAAGCCCAACAACAGUUUCAAAAAAGAAAUGAUCUUUACCCAUGUUCAUGUUCACAGGGUCAAAUUUAUUAAAACAUUCCAACAACCGCUUCUCACAAACAAAUGACUCUUAUCUGGCAGGUAGGUUCCUGGGAUUGAGUCCCACAAAGUUUGAAAAAAGAAAUUACCAUGACCUACAUUCAGGGUCACAGAGGUCAAAUAUGUUAAAUCAUUAAACAGACUUCUUCACACAAACCAAAAGCCCUUUUUGAUAAUAUUUGGCUGGUAUGUUCACUUGAUGUUACACAACGAAAUGUGCCAUAAUAAAUUGCCUUGUUCCAUGUUCAAGGUAACAGAGGUCAAAUAACUUAUUCUGCUAAAGAGAAAGGUCUAGAAUCAAGUUGUUUUGAUUAUUACUGAAAGGCAGAGAAUGACCAGGUGAGAGAUGCUGGUAAUCUUGGGUCUAUGUGACCAAACAAAUAUGUACAAAUGUCAGGGUUUUUUAUCGUGCUAUUGGUGCCUCAUGAAUCAGUUUGUACAGAGACCUUUAUAUUUUAUUUAGUUCUCUGGUCUAAACUCUUAACCUGUGUAUAUUAGUAGAGGAAACAAUCUUCAAGUAACUUCAUCACAAUGUGAGUUAAAUCAAUACCUACAUUUGUAGAUGUUGUGAUCAUUUAUAUUUGGCUAUUUUGUUUACACAUCUUUUGUAUACAAAAUGUAGCAAGACAACAUAUUUUUAUAAUAUCUACAUUUACUAUGCAAUACAAUUAUUUUGUGAUAUGUUUUGUAAGGAGAGUUUAGAUUAUUUUACAUAAAGGUUAUGAUUUCUCCAUAUGGCAAAUGGCGACAAAAUAUUAUACUCAGACGAUACAAAUAUAAUUUUAUCUGUUGUAUUCAUAGACCAAUAAACUGACACUUAUGUAAAACAGUGAGUUGGUGUAUAAGGAUUUCAUGUUUGAUACUUACAAAAACCACUUUUUAGGUCAAGUUUUAGUGUCAAGUGACCUUGACCUACUUUAAAGUUCACAGGGGUCUAAUGUGUGUAAAUCUGGCAAUGACUUCUUCUCAAUAACCACCAGGCCCAGGCUCAUUAUAUUGGGAUAAUAGCAUUCUUACAUGAAGGAAUACCAAGUUUGUUAAUCAAACCUUGAUAUAAGGGGGCCACGGUGGCCGAGUGGUUAAGGUGUCCCCACACUUUAACACUAACACUCCAUCUCUGAGUUGCGAGUUCGAAACCUACGUGGGGCAGUUGCCAGGUACUGACCGUAGGCCGGUGGUUUUUCUCUGGGUACUCCGGCUUUCCUCCACCUCCAAAAGCUGGCACAUCCUUAAAUGACACUGGCUGUUAAUAGGACGUUAAACAAAAACAAACCAAACCAAAACCUUGAUAUACAUAUACGAAUGUACUUUCAAGGUCACAAGAUGUUUUAAAUCUUUUAUAAAAAAAAAAAUCAUCUAUCGGUAUAGACUCCAUAACUCAGGUGACCAAUAUUUUUUUGUUAUUAUUAUAUAUACUGAUUAUUCUCACAAUCAGAAAUAGAAUAUGUUACUGACCACAGAUUUGAUAAUUGUCUUUUUGCAUUGUCCUUACACAUACAAUAUAUUGUCAGUUCUGGUUUUAUGAACUACUACUAUUAUUUUACUCGUUUUUUUUUUAAAUACUGUGAGUACUAUAUAUAUUAUAUUUGCAGCAAUUUUGUAAAAUAAAUAUACUCUUUACCAGUCUGUGGCCUUUUGUU
Molecule: messenger RNA, 4409 nt
Organism: Pecten maximus
Lineage: Eukaryota; Metazoa; Mollusca; Bivalvia; Pectinida; Pectinidae
Product: acyl-coenzyme A synthetase ACSM3, mitochondrial-like
Exons: 17
Coding region: 91-1935 (614 amino acids)
Biological process (GO): acyl-CoA metabolic process; fatty acid biosynthetic process
Cellular component (GO): mitochondrial matrix
Molecular function (GO): fatty-acyl-CoA synthase activity; fatty acid ligase activity
Source: RefSeq, a predicted model, not a curated record